Messenger RNA from Dibothriocephalus latus, 369 nucleotides. The record is from the annotation of a GenBank genome assembly. Lineage: Eukaryota; Metazoa; Platyhelminthes; Cestoda; Diphyllobothriidea; Diphyllobothriidae.
UUCGUGACCGUCCCUGUGGGCAAUCUUUACAGUCGUAACCCCGCCCAAACCUGGCUGACUCUCCAACCACCCACUACAGGUUCUACGGCAGUCUUCCAUCCCCGCUUAAAUCCGCCUACUGAUGGCUCCGGGCCAUUUCUGGUCGACAGCACCUACCUCUCCUCGGAGACCCCGGGCAUUUCUAAGGGCAGUGGUGCCUAUUCCAGCGACUCCCGUGUGAAUCUCCAACUGCGCAUCAACGCUCGCUAUAAGUCCGUGGAUGUCCUUCCUCUCAGUGUCUAUUGGCCGCUGCACAGUGCCUGUAAACUUUUCCAGCAGCCAACACCCAUGUACUGUUUUCGUCUAUUCCCAUCCUAUACGAAGAACUAA